Cooperia oncophora is the source of this 243-nucleotide messenger RNA. NCBI's taxonomy places the organism in Eukaryota, Metazoa, Nematoda, Chromadorea, Rhabditida, Trichostrongylidae. The record is from the annotation of a GenBank genome assembly.
AUGCUUUUGGUUGUAACGAUCAUAUUCGCUGUCUGUAACACGCUGCCUUUCAUAUUGAACGUCGUUGAGAGCGUGUUUCCGGAUAUUUUCGUCGAUCCGCGAACCACUCACAUCGCCUACACUGUCAAUGACCUCUCGAAUUUGCUGGUUGUGUUGAACUCGGCCACAACUUUCGUGGUUUAUUUCAUAUUCUCUGAAAAAUAUCGACAAACAUUUGUCUUCAUAAUAAAGUACGGUAUCUAA